Phodopus roborovskii (desert hamster) is the source of this 1368-nucleotide messenger RNA. RefSeq names its product IgLON family member 5 (gene Iglon5). Bases 17 to 1027 code for a protein of 336 amino acids. The record is from RefSeq and is a predicted model, not a curated record. Gene Ontology annotation, cellular component: neuron projection. Lineage: Eukaryota; Metazoa; Chordata; Mammalia; Rodentia; Cricetidae. The transcript has 8 exons.
CCUCCGCGCUGCCGCGAUGCCCCCCCCUGCGCCCGGGGCCCGGCUCCGGCUCCUCGCCGCCGCCGCCCUGGCCGGCCUGGCCGUCAUCAGCCGAGGGUUGCUAUCCCAGAGUGUGGAGUUCAGCUCACCUGCAGACAACUACACAGUGUGUGAAGGUGACAACGCCACCCUCAGCUGCUUCAUCGAUGAGCACGUGACCCGAGUGGCCUGGUUGAACCGCUCCAACAUCCUGUAUGCAGGAAACGACCGCUGGACCAGUGACCCCCGGGUGCGGCUGCUCAUCAAUACACCUGAGGAGUUCUCCAUCCUUAUCACCCAGGUGGGGCUUGGUGAUGAGGGCCUCUACACCUGCUCCUUCCAGACCCGCCACCAGCCCUAUACCACUCAGGUCUACCUCAUCGUCCAUGUCCCUGCCCGCAUCGUGAACAUCUCCUCACCUGUGGCAGUGAAUGAAGGGGGCAAUGUGAACCUUCUCUGCUUGGCUGUGGGAAGGCCAGAGCCCACUGUCACCUGGAGACAGCUCCGAGACGGCUUCACCUCAGAGGGCGAGAUUCUGGAAAUCUCCGACAUCCAGCGGGGCCAGGCGGGGGAAUAUGAAUGCAUUACUCACAACGGGGUGAACUCUGCGCCCGACAGCCGUCGUGUGCUGGUUACAGUGAAUUAUCCCCCGACCAUCACUGACGUUACCAGUGCGCGCACAGCCCUGGGCCGGGCCGCCCUUCUCCGCUGCGAAGCUAUGGCGGUGCCGCCUGCAGAUUUCCAGUGGUACAAGGAUGACAGGCUGCUAAGCAGCGGCUCGGCGGAGGGUCUCAAAGUGCAGACCGAGCGCACCCGCUCCAUGCUUCUCUUCGCCAACGUGAGCGCUAGGCACUAUGGCAACUACACCUGUCGAGCAGCCAACCGACUUGGAGCAUCCAGCGCCUCCAUGCGGCUCCUGCGCCCAGGAUCCCUGGAGAACUCAGCUCCGAGGCCACCGGGGCCCCUGACCCUCCUCUCCGCCCUGGGCUGGCUGUGGUGGAGAAUAUAGAUGUCACCCAGUAGAGCGCACCUCCCCCCUGCAGGGGGCCUCGGGCCAGGAGCAAGAAAAGGGGGGUGAGCGAGCGCCCGUGGGUCUCAAGGGAACAGAAGAGCUCUCAGCCACAGAGGAAGAAAGAAGAGGAGGAGGAGGAGGAAGGUCUUUUAGAGAACCCAUCACUGUGAGGGAUAACGCAAAAUUAUGCAUCUUUCUACAGCCAUUCUCGCCACCCGUUCACGUUUCCAAUUGUGACCCACCACCCCCAGCCACUCCACACCCCUCUCUUAGCUCAGGCUGUCAACUGGCUCGUGUGUGUGUGUGUGUGUGUGUGUGUGUGUGUGUGUGCGCGCGCG